GUAAGAGCAAGGGAUGGAAAUUUGGUUAGGAACAAAAAUUGAAAAAAAGGUAAAUAUAAAGUCAUGGUUCUACGAAUGAGGCAGUGCGUGAAGUGCAGGGAAUUUCUAAGAAAGCCCACCCAGAGCCAUUUGAAAAGUACGACCGCUGGUCAUGAGAACAUCCCAUUCACACGUUCGUUCUCUUACGUCCUCUGUACUGUUUGAGACAUGUGAAAUGCCUACUGUAGACUGAGCGAGAACGAAAAAGUGGAGCAACGUAUGUUGAAGCUAGAUUUAAGUUUCAACAUACCUUGGUUCCACUAUUUCCCUCUAUACAGCUCGAAUGCAGUCCUUCCAUUAUUAUCUUUUAGACGGUAGUAGAUCAGUCUGCUACACGGGGGAGAUUUAAGACAGCGUUUGGAGUAGGUGGGGUAAACUGUUAUAAAUAUUGAACAUAAAUAUUUAUAAUGGUACUUCUAGUGGAUAAUUAAUUCAAAGUUUAAGCCUAAAAGGUCAUUAUACGCUGACAUUACAAAAGCAAUGAUUAUUUGCUUUAUUUUUAGAUCAAUUAAAUUUUUCCUUCAUUUUUACCUGUCUUGUGAAAGCUACAAGGUUUAUGGUGAUGUCAUGACUUGAAUCUAAGCUUAACGAACAGGGAAGCACUCUUUAGAUCAGUGGUUCUUAACCUUCCUAACACCGUGGACUUUUAAUACAGUACCUCCUGUUGUGGGUUGGAUCCCCAACCACAAAAUUAUUUCAGCUGCUACUUCAUAACUCUUAAGUAUAUGUGUUUUUCGAUGGUCUAAGGCGAACUUUGGGAAAGGGUCGUUUGUUUGACCCUCAAGGGGGGUCACGAUCCACAGGUUGAGAACCGCUGCUUUAGAUGGUCUUCACAAUGAGGGAACAAAAUUGAAACAAUGUAAGCAAAUGAAACUGAAAUAUAUCUUAUAAGAAUUCCGUACAUUUUGAAUUCAAAGCAUUGGAAUCUAUUGCUUUAUGUCUUACAUGAACGAUCAAAUAAUCAAUUGUAUAUUUGUGACUCGGCAGUGUCGAAUGACCGGCCCCCCUGUCCAAUUCAUCAAUCGAAUGACCGGCCUUCUAUCAACAUCAUCUAUGUGGCUAAUGCUCCUGGGCGUGAUGACAUCCAUCCUUUCCGAGGCACUCGCGAAGUUAACAUUUUAUCCACAAAAAAGUAAAGCUAUUUUUUAUAUAUCAUGCUGUAAAUGUUCUAGUCCUUUUGUUGUUUUUGGUAACAUUCCGCUAGGCCAGUGGUCGACUCUUUAGCGACCCAAGUGCGGCUCGGCCAGUCGGCAAAAUAGAAUUCUUGACAGGUUCGUGAAAAGGAAUUUGGCUUACAAAUUUUUUUUAAUCGUCCAGCUGCUGUUUUUGUUUUGUUGUUGUUGAAUAAUGAGUUUGCCGACCACUGCGCUAGGCUAUCUCAUUUGAAGACUGGGUCAUUUAAUUAGAGUAUUUUUUUAUUCGACCACUGGUAAGUAAAUUGAAGUUUAUUUUCACCUAUUCCCAUCCACUAGCUACAGUGUUCACUUCAACUCACUUCAACUAACUUUAACUCACUUCAACAAAAUUCAAAACACUCAACUCAAUUGAAUGAACUUCAAAUCGCUUCAACUCACUUCAACACUCGUCAACUCAUUUAAACCCUCUUCCACACACCUCAACUUCAUUCACCUUACUUCCAGCCACUUCAACUCUUCAACCGACUUCAACUCAUCCAAAUUCUUCAUAAAAUCAAUUAAUGCAUAAAUGCAAACUUUUUAUUUUCAUAUUGUUUUGUUGUUGUUUUUUUAAAUUAUUAUUGUGUGAUCCAACCGUUUCAGUUCACAUGGACGCCAUUUGUGACAAGCAUUUCGCCGUGAACCACUCGAUCCAGGUCGCCAUCAACAAAAUCCCGGCCAAGAAGCGUUUCUGUAGGGUCCACUUCAAGCCCCUGAGCGGCGACUGGCUGCUGGGCUCGUUCACCACGUACAGCCUUCAGAUGCUUCAGCCAAACUGCACCGUUGAAGCUCUCCACCUGAGCGCGUCGCACGAGGAUUUCUUCGGUAGGCUGUAACGGUUUUCGUUGUCUUAAUUCGGAGACUUAUGAGAACUGCCAGUUGGCACGUUAUGGGUUGUUUUGUUUUUUUUUGGUGGGGUGGGGGGGUGGUUGGAUUUAUUUGUGCACCUUGAAAACAGACUGGAGGGCCAUGAAAAGAUUGUGACAUUUUCGGAAAAUUAAAUUUGUGAGAUCAUUCAAAAGGUCACUGCCCUUGUGAUUUCUCGCAUUUAUAUAAAGCCGUUGCCUUUGUGAUCUCUCAAAUCUUUCAAAUAGCUCAAACCUUAAAAAAAAAAAAAACACAAAGUCUUCAAAUCAUCUUUGAAAUCGGGAUAAUUCCUUGAAAACGAAACAAAACAAUAAUAAAAAAAAAAGCCGAGGCUAUUUUCAAAGUUUCACUUAAUGAAAUAAACAAUAAAUAAAGUCUCAACACGUCACAUCUAAAAUGUUACAUUUUCUUUGUCGUCGGAACAAAAUAAUUAAUCAACUGUAAUGAGUUUAAUUGGCAUGCUUUCAAUUUUACCCCCCUUCCUCCCCCUUCCUCCCCCUCCCCCCCCCCCCCCCCCCCCCCCCCCCCCCCCCCCCCCCCCCCCCCAAUGAAUCACUUUUUUNACCCUCGACCCCAACCUCGAGGAUAGACUGCACGCUACCCUGCUGAUCAGGGAGAUCUUCCGGAAACCAAAGGGUCGUUUGGGUAGGUCAACGUGUCACGGCUAAAGGGAGGACACGAGGGGGGUGGGGGGGGGGAAACAUGAUUGAAACGUAAUAAAAAAAUAUCAAUAUCUUUACAUGAGUUUAGGCGAAAUUGUUUCUACGCAGAGACCAGAGUCAGCUGCAUUGUCAUCUGAGUAACACUUGGGUUUUUAAUUUCAGAUAUAUAUAUAUAUAUAUUAAAAAAGUUCUUGUGCUGUACUGUCUGUUGUAGAAGGCAUUUAGCUGAAAAGUCCUAUUCAUUUUUCAUUCUUUAAUUUCAAGCCUAAACGUGUCUUCUUUUAAUAUUUAUUUACUUCAUAUGACUUGAACUGAACGCAGUGCUCCCCCACCCCAUUUAUUUAUAAAUUUGCUACACAAUUAAAUGUCAAGUUUUAGAGAGUUGCCAUCGCAAAAAAAAAGUGUUGGGGAGUGUGACAAAGAAAAAUUAUGUUUUAGGAACCACGUCCCGGUCUCUUAAAUAUGCCACAGUUAAGAACGGCCGAAAGUGAUUUUCUGAUUUCGGCCGAAAACAAAACUAGGCCGAAAGCUAAAAAUUACUUUCAGGCCGAAACUGAAGCCGAAACCAAAAGCUUAACGAGAGUUUAAUUCGAAAACGAAGCCGAAAUAUUUAGAUAUUUUGAAAUUCCAUCACGCAUACAUUCUGCAUAAAUCGAAAAAUGAUUGGGAAAGUAUCAAUAUUUACAAACUAUUUAUAAAAAAAUGAGAUCAUCGUGAAUAUUAAUAAAUAAACAUCCAAUGAAUACUUUUGAUUUACCAUUUUAAUUAAAAAGUAAUUUACAUUUGUUAAAAAUGUAUUUUAAAGUGGAAUGAGGGGGGGCAAAAUUCAGGCAACGUAGACCCGUGGGUGCCCUUUGGUUUUAUAAUAUAAUUACAGUGCUACCUAGACAUAUAUUGAAAUUAAUUAUUUUUACUCUAAUAGAUCCGAUUGUCACCUAAAUAUCAGUUAUUAAAGCUAUUAAAAAUACCAUCCACAAUGUUUCGCGGUCGUUGUCAUACUAAUGCUUUGUGUGUUUUUUAUAAACAGCUGGAAAGAUAUCGCUGUAUUAAUAGUUAUCCUUGUACCAAAAACACCAGCCAUUUCGUGCUGGUGACGUAAUUAUUUCGCUCGGUGACCAACUUCCCUCACCCCAACGGAUUUGGGGGGGAGGAAUUUUUUUAACCGUCUUGCGGGGAAAAUGCGAAAGACAUCCAAAUUGGUGGCCAAAAUCAUAAAUGUAAACAGGUGUGCAGUAGGCCUACUUUAUAAUUACUAUAUCCGAACCCAUGAUACAUGCAAUUGCGUGUUUUUUUCGUCAAUAACAAUGUUUAUGAGCGUGAUAAUGAUGAAUUUCAAAAGUGAAUGAAUCGAAAAAGAAUACAUUGCCUUAAUUUUAAACAUAAUAAUAAUAAUAAUAAUGGAAAUAUGGCCAAUAUCUAUGAUUAUUCAAUGUUAACCCUUGACAUAUGACAACAUUGAUGAGCAUGAUAAUGAUAAAUCAAAAUGAAGAAAUUGAAUAAACCUAGGGUUCCAAUUUAACCAAAAAAAAUUGAAACAAAAAUAAUGAUAUAAAUAUUACCAUUCCAUUAGAUUUUCUUGAGCACAAAUAUUUUUAUUUGUAUAGGCUUAAUUGAAAUUUAUUUCUUGAAAAUAAAGGACAAACUGGUCAUCAUGCAGCUGUGAGCAGUUUUCGCAAAGCCUUUGUUAUGUAUCAUACAAUGAUAGCAAGACGUCGAGAAAUAAUGAAUAUCAUAUUUCUGGCCUAUAGACUGUCUGACUUCUAGUAGAUUACCGAAAACCUCAAUCACUUUAGGCCAGAUUGCCGAAAGUCACAAUCACGUUCGGCUGAAACCGAAAUUAAACCAAAAGUUAACUUCCCUGUUUCACCCAAAACAGAAACUAAGCAGAAAGUGAUCAAAUGGCAACUUUCGGUGCCGAAACAUAAGCCGACGCCGAAAUUCGGUCAGUCUCUAUGCCCCAGUUUAAUAUUUGUAAGAAAGAAACGCUUCUUGUCCACAUCAGAAACUAGCUUUCCCGUACACACUGAUUGAAUCGCACGGCAAAAAAAAAAUUUAAAAAAUAUAGGAACAUGAAUUUCAGUCGCGGCUUGGGGGGUCAAUCGUAAUACGCGGUAGAAAACUUACACAUAUCCUUACACGGCGUUUACUUUCAGGCUGUCCCACCGGGCAGUUCGACUGUCAGCUGAACGACAUGUGCAUAGAGGAAGGCCUGACAUGCAACGGUCUCGACGACUGCAGCAACAAGAAAGAUGAGACGCUGUUCUGCGGAUACAUCAACGCCUUCUACACCAGCAUCGCCCUGCUGAUGACGGCCGCGGUCUGCCUGUGCCUGCUGACCGGCUACUUUGGCCGGAAACAGUACGCCAUGAAGUCUUCUUUCAUGCACUACAGCCACCAUCAGAAGGCCCCGCUUUCACAACCGAGAAAACAAGAGCAGGAUGCAGGGCAAGAAGAAUCUGAAGUCGUUUUCAAAUCGCGCGCCUCAUCGGAAAUGUAAUUUUAAAAAAAAAAACAUAUCCAAAAU
Messenger RNA from Lymnaea stagnalis (great pond snail), 5267 nucleotides. The record is from the annotation of a GenBank genome assembly. NCBI's taxonomy places the organism in Eukaryota, Metazoa, Mollusca, Gastropoda, Lymnaeidae.